UCGCAACCGUCCAAAGUGAUUACUUUUGGUUCGCACACACAAAAACUCACAAAUUAUUAACAUUAUUUUCUUUUCCCUCGUACCUAUUAGACGACCAUAAAAAUCCCUUCUCUCUCUUCUUCUUCUUCUUCUUCUCUUUCUCUCUCGACGGCCACAAACCCUUUCUCCCCAAAUCCCCCAACUCCCCAAAGCCCCACUUUGGCAGAGAAGAGAAGAGAAGCAAAGGAAGCUUACAAAGAAGGAGGGGUUUAUUUGUGGUAUUGGGUAAUUGUUGGAAAUGGAUUCAGAUCAGGGGAAGCUAUUCAUAGGUGGGAUUUCAUGGGAGACCACAGAGGAGAAGCUGAAGGAGUACUUUGAGAACUAUGGUGAUGUGGUCCAGACUGUGGUCAUGAGAGACAAGACCACUGGUAGACCCAGAGGCUUUGGCUUUGUUGUCUUUGCAGAUCCUUCCAUUCUCGAUAGGGUUCUUCAGGACAAGCACACCAUUGAUGCCAGAACGGUUGAGGCUAAGAGGGCCUUAUCAAGAGAGGAGCAGCAGACUUCUGCUAAAGCUGGAAAUCCUAAUUUUGCCAGGAACUCUGGGGGUGGUGGAGCUUUCAGAACCAAGAAGAUAUUUGUUGGAGGAUUGCCGCCCACUUUAAGUGAAGAAGGAUUCCGUGAGUAUUUUCAGGCUUAUGGCCAUGUAACUGAUGUAGUAGUGAUGUAUGACCAGAAUACUGGACGCCCUCGUGGGUUUGGGUUUAUUACCUUUGACACAGAGGAGUCUGUUGAUAGGGUUUUGCACAAAAAUUUUCAUGAUUUGAAUGGUAAGCAAGUAGAAGUAAAGCGGGCUCUUCCUAAAGAUGCCAAUCCUGGUGGUGGUAACCGUGCUAUGGGUGGCGGGGCAGGUGGUGGUGGUGCAGUUGGUAGUGGUUAUCAGAGCUAUGGGGUGUCUGGUGGCAAUCCAAAUUCAUAUGAUGGUCGAAUGGAUUCAAGUAGGUACAUGCAGCAACAGAGUACUGGGGGUGGUUUUCCUCCUUAUGGUUCUUCUGGGUAUAGUGCAGCUGGCUAUGGGUAUGCUCCUGCCAAUAAUGGCAUUAGUUAUGGUGGUUAUGGUAGUUAUGCUGGUGCCAAUACUGGCUAUGGUGGACCUGCUGGUGCGGCAUAUGGAAACCCCAAUGUCCCUAAUGCUGGUUAUGGAAGUGGUCCACCAGGUGCUCCUAGAAGUUCAUGGAGCACUCAAUCUCCAUCUGGAUAUGGUGCCAUGGGUUAUGGGAAUACUACUCCUUGGGGUGCUCAAAGUGGCAGCACUGGUGCUGCUAGUGGUGGCCCAGGGUCUGCACCUGCGGGUCAGUCACCGAGUGGAGCCACUGGUUAUGGGAAUCAAGGUUAUGGCUAUGGUGGAUAUGGUGGAAGUGAUGGGUCUUAUGGGAAUCCUAGUGGGUACGGUGCAGUUGGGGGGCGUUCUGGGAGUGUCCCAAAUAACAAUGCUGGUAGUCAAGGUGGGGGUGAUCUACAAGGGUCUGGUGGUGGCUACAUGGGAAGUGGCUAUGGUGAGGCAAAUGGAAAUUCUGGAUAUGGAAAUGCAGCAUGGAGAUCUGACCAAUCACAAACUUCUGGAAAUUAUGGCACUCCUCAGGUGAACGGUCCUCAUGGUGGGCAAGUUGGCUAUGGUGGGUAUGGCAGUGCUCAGGCCCGAGCUCAACAACAGUAAUUAUGAUGGCCACAAGUCCAACUGGAUCUUCAUCUUUGUUUCUUUACCGUGCGGGUCAUAUUUGUUUUCCAUGCCAAGCAGCAGAGGGAGAGGCGCAUGUUGUAUGUCAAUUCGCUUUGGGACCGGUUGGAUUGCUUGAUUCCCAGUAGUUUGCAGUAUCUAGUAUCUAUUUUGCUAGUCUAUAAUAAGUAGUAAUUUUGAGGCGUACUAGAUGCUCCUCAUAUUUAAUAUUUGCUUCUGAGUGUAGUCUUAAAUUUGGCGUGCUUAUAAUUCUCUUCUAGCUUAUCUGGAAUUUCUACUACUUUGUCGUAGUGUUUAAGCUAUGGUAGCUUCUAUAACCUUAUUCAUGUUGGUUUGAUUACAUUUGGUUAUUUUGUUGUUGGCAUUUAUUAGUGUUCUAGUUUUGUUUUUUUAUAUAGUUUUUACCAAGAAGAGAUGCUGUAGGAAAUAUAGUCAGUAGUUAUGCCUGAUUUGAUGUGACCAAGUAGGAAUACAGAGAUGUAGUGAAGUUUAUUUACUAAUAGCAGUGGAGCUAUGGCCACUUGGGUUGAUCACUUCGUAAUGGGUAGCGAUAAUCGUAGUGGUAGUUGACACUUUGACGAUGGCAUAAUCAUUUUCCUCCUGUAUUUGCCCUUGUGUUGUACAGGAGUGAUGCGCAAGGUCUAAAGUGGAGUGAAGUGUCCACUCAUGGCUGAACAUGAGCUUCAUUGUGGGGGCAGGGGGGAGUGUUCAGCGUGGAAUGGGAUUUGAGGACAUUGUUCAGUUGAAAUUUCAGAUUUACCUGGGACAGGUCAUUCUCCAGCCUGGCCAUGCCAACACUCAAAUUUUGCAGAUUCCGGGCAUUUUCAAGUCAUAGAUUUCCUAAUCUUCACUCGGUUGUGGUGGACUGUUGAAAUUUGUGAGGUGAGCUACUUACAGUAUGUUGACUUCAGGGGUUAGCUGUGUCUCACUUAUAAAUUCAUUGUGAUUUAAUUGAUUAGGCUGCCUUCUGAUGAUGUUUAGAGUAUCGGAGAACUUGUCCUUGUUAAAAACAAUUGCCAUAAAGUUUCAGAAUGAAUUAAAGGACUUCCAAUAAA
Molecule: messenger RNA, 2769 nt
Organism: Quercus lobata
Lineage: Eukaryota; Viridiplantae; Streptophyta; Magnoliopsida; Fagales; Fagaceae
Product: RNA-binding (RRM/RBD/RNP motifs) family protein
Exons: 2
Coding region: 278-1693 (471 amino acids)
Molecular function (GO): RNA binding
Source: RefSeq, a predicted model, not a curated record